This is a messenger RNA of Hymenoscyphus albidus, 3157 nucleotides long. NCBI's taxonomy places the organism in Eukaryota, Fungi, Ascomycota, Leotiomycetes, Helotiales, Helotiaceae. The record is from the annotation of a GenBank genome assembly.
CAUCUACGGAGUAAACAUUUUGAACAUCCUCAGCCUCUACUCCCCUCGCUCGCCCUGCACUAAGACGGACAAGCCCAAGCUCCCUCUUUAUUUCUUAGGCUAUCUACUGCUCUUUCCUCGCCUUGUGCCUCGGGAUGGCCUCCUUGAAUACCUCCUCCAAUGGUCCUUCGAUCAAAUCCUCAUACAAUGGGGUAGUCAACUCCGCGCAGCCCUCCGGUCCAGCCGCGAAUUCUCCAACCUAUGGCCAGUGGGCAGUUUUUUCCGUGUCAGCACCUCUCGUAAACGCUUUCCAGCAAGACAGCGGUGGAAAGGAAAGUGUGCUCAAAGUACAGAGUACUGGAGGUAGGUUCCAGCGGUUGCUGGCGUGGAUGGUGAGAAUACCCAGCUGACCAAAACACCAACAGAGGGUGAGCUAUUAGAUCUGAUCGAGGACUUUUCCGAAGGCCGCGUUCAGUUUGCCUUUGUCAAGGUCAAGGAUCCAAAUACGACUCUACCCAAAUACGUCUUAAUCGCCUGGGUAUGUACUUCUUAGGAGGAGCAAAGUGCGGGGGUCGAAGAGCUUACGGAAUUCCAGUGCGGAGAGGGUGUCCCAGAGAGAACGAAGGGCUAUUUCACCAGUCACCUUGCGGCUGUUUCCAAAAUCCUACAUGUAUGUUGAUCCCAUCGCCUGGCUAAAAGAACAUGGUUCUUACGCUUUCUUUAGGGAUACCACGUACAAAUUACCGCUCGUUCCGACCGCGAUCUCACCCCAGAAGGCAUAGUGCAAAAGGUUGCAGAUGCUUCUGGAGCAAAAUAUUCAGUAGCCAGUUCCGCUCCCUCGUCCUCCGGACCUCCUCCUCCCAUAGCUUCCAAACCUAAACCAGCAUUCAACCCAACACGAUCAGGUGCAGGAGCAAGUUUCAACCCCUUGGCAAGCUCUCGGUCAAGGCCUGGUUACAAUGAUACCAAUGUAGAUGCUGAUGGAUGGGGAGCAGAUGCGCCUGAAGUUACUCGAUCACAGCUUGAGAAAGUUGCACCAGCAUACAAACCAACGAAAGUGAAUAUGGCGGAGUUAACGCAACAGAAGCAGGAACCUUCGAGAUUUAACGGCCGGCAAAAAGAGGAAGGUGGCGAUGUGGUUAGAGGUGGCUAUAAACCAAUUGGGAAGGUAGACAUCGCCGCCAUCCGUGCUCAAGCCCAGAAGAAAGAUGACGACAGACCAACAAUUGUCAAAGGUGCAUACGAACCAGUCGGAAAGGUCGAUAUUGCAGCUAUUCGAGCCCGAGCUCAGAAGCCUGGAGAUGACGGAGCUCGUCACAUUUCACCUGCUGCAACGGGCGAUGCCAGUGAACAACCAAAAUCUCUUGCGGAUAGGUCCUCGGCUUUUACACAGUCAGAACGAAUCACAUCGAUGCCAAAACCAAAAGUAGCCAACAAAUUUGGAUCUUCCGCAAGUAAUUUUAGUGGUACUAAGGCGCCAACUCCUGGGGUCUUUGGACUGCAAUCUGCUCCUGCAACAGCAACUCCAGCUCCAGUUGGCGCAGCAAGCAGAACAUUCGCAGAUGAGGGUGGAAAGACUCCAGCACAAAUCUGGGCCGAGAAAAAGGCUCGGGAAAGAGGUCUCAGUGGAGCUGGUAGUACUCUUCCUCCACCUAUUACAUCUCCGAUCAGAAGCCAAGCAAGUGGAGGAGGCGAAUGGAAAAGUGGUUAUUCUGGAAAGUCUUGGGCGCCAGUUGCUACCAAUGCAACUGGCCGCUCUGGCGCCGGCAGUAUUGGACAUCAAAGAACAGGAGAAGAUGAGCACGAGCAGGAAGUCCCGUCAUCGCCAGCUGGUGGUAUUAGUGCCAUUAGAGACCGAUUCAAGGGAGGAUCCGCACCAAUGGGAGCACCAAGUAUUCCAAGAACAGUCACUGGUGACCAAUCUCCUCCUCCACCACCUGUCAACACCUCGAACCGACCUACGGGCGGCGUACCUAUGCCAGGUCUUCCAACACGACCUCGUCAGGAUGAGGAAGAACAAGGUGAAACUAACAUGCCGGCACCACUUCCACGCGUCCAACGUAGCCCGACCCCACCAACCCCGGAACGCGAAAGUUCUCCUGUCCGAAUCGCGAUGCCAGUUGCCCGGGGUAGAGAUCACGAAAUGGAAGCUCCUGAGGAACGAAACCCUCCUCCAGCUCUUCCCACAGCAGCUAUUGGAAGGAAUAUACCUCACGAGGAUGAUCUAACCGAAGAACCAGCCGGACACGAUCCAGCUCGUGGUGCAGGAGUCGCAGUAGCAGCAGCCUCGUUCGGCGCAGGAGCAGCAGUAGCAGCGGCUUCGUUUGGUGCUCAUGAUGACGCUGCCAACGAAAGCUCAGGCGGCGGUGGAAAGCGAGCCCUCAUUCAAUACGACUACGAAAAGGCCGAGGACAACGAGUUGGAACUCGUAGAAGGCGAGAUCGUAAGUAAUAUCGAGAUGGUGGAUGAGGAUUGGUGGAUGGGCACCAAUCAAAAAGGCGAGAGUGGACUGUUCCCUAGCAAUUAUGUCGAACUUAUUGAGGAGGAAGAGGAAGCACCUUCCGCACCAGCGCCGGCUUCUCGUCCUGCGCCUCCGCCUGCACCGGCUCCUGCUGCCGAACCGGCGGCUCCUACUGCUACGGCGCUUUAUGAUUAUGAGGCUGCAGAGGAUAACGAGUUGAGUUUUGAGGAAAACGCUACUAUCACUGGCCUUGUAGGUUUUUUUUCCUUGUUUUCUCCCCUUUCUUCUCCCAUCUGUGACCUUUUCCUUUGGGACAUUGGGGGAUUUGGAUGGAUUUGGGUUUGUAGACGAUGCUAAUUUUUGUUCCAGGAGUUCCCUGAUGAGGACUGGUGGUUUGGACAUUAUAAGGGUAAAUCGGGACUCUUUCCCGCCAACUAUGUACAGCUUGAUGAAUAAAUGGGAUGGUACGUGUCUUGGGGGUUGUUAAGGGAGUUGGGAGAGGGAGAGGGAGAGGGAGAGGUUGAGGUUGAGAUUCAGGAUCUCGUGGUCAAAAUGAAAAUGCAAAUUGGCGUGAGAGCAGGUGUGGGAGAGAUGAUGAUGUACUUAGGCUCAGGGACGAAGAGGGGAUAGGAUGGAUGGAAAAAAACAAAAGAAAAGAAAAGAAAAGAAAAGUGUAGUAAGCAAGCGUGCAAGCGUGCAAAUGCAAGUGAAUAGAAC